AUGUCCUGUGAUAAAUUAGUCGGACUUAUGAUGCUCGGUGUAGCUACUGCUGUAUUUACUUAUUAUACCGCAUGGGUGUUUGUUUUACCAUUUGUUGAUGAUUCCAAUGCAUUACAUUCAUUCUUCUUACCUAGAGAUUAUGCUAUUAAGUUGCCAUUCUUGUUAUUAUUAUUAUCAGGAUUGGGGGUAUCUACCUUCAUUGGAAAAGUCUUGAUUAAGAAUGCCGAGAAAGAAAGACAGAAGAAAAGUAAGAAAACCCAAUAA
Debaryomyces hansenii CBS767 is the source of this 264-nucleotide messenger RNA. It is a transcript of the gene DPM2, whose product is annotated as Dpm2p. Gene Ontology annotation, biological process: GPI anchor biosynthetic process. The transcript has 2 exons. The coding region runs from base 1 to 264 and encodes 87 amino acids. Gene Ontology annotation, molecular function: enzyme regulator activity. Gene Ontology annotation, cellular component: endoplasmic reticulum membrane; dolichol-phosphate-mannose synthase complex. Lineage: Eukaryota; Fungi; Ascomycota; Pichiomycetes; Serinales; Debaryomycetaceae. The record is from RefSeq and is a predicted model, not a curated record.